Molecule: messenger RNA, 2323 nt
Organism: Schistosoma rodhaini
Lineage: Eukaryota; Metazoa; Platyhelminthes; Trematoda; Strigeidida; Schistosomatidae
Source: the annotation of a GenBank genome assembly
UUCAAAUCUGUAGUUUUGAAGCGAAUUUGAAACUUUCUGAACUCUUAAAAGUUCCUGGUUGACAGAUGAAUAUUCAUUCGAACAUACCUAAACAUAUAGGCAUUUUCUAUUUCUUUGGUUGAACCCAAUGGUGUGCUUUUCAAAAAUUCUAUGCGUCUUCGUGGUAUAAGCUCACAACUGAACAAUCAUAACGAUUUAGUUUUAGAACUUGAUUCGUAAUUUAUAGAUGCAUCGUUCAUGAAAACUUCAGAAUUUUCGAAAACACUAUCACGGCCUGAGAGGAUAAACGGCGAUGUGAUUUAUUGUCGUAUAUGCUUGGGGUCGAGUGACUUUGAGGAAUUGAUAAGUCCUUGCUAUUGUGCAGGAACAAUUGGAAUUGUUCAUCAACGGUGUUUAGAGAAGUGGUUAAACUUGUCUCGAUCAAGAGCCUGUGAAAUUUGUGGUUUCACAUUUGAAGUUUCAAAACAUUAUCCUCACUUUUGCAAGUGGUUAUGGAUGGGAGGGAAAGGAGAUGGAAUACACCGUCGCAGAUAUUUAUGGACAGAUUUAAUUUGUUUGCUAAUAAUGAUACCUUUGCUCACAUUGUGCGCAUGGUUGGCGAUUUCUUCGAAUCAGGAUGAAAGAAGUGCUAGUUCAAGAAAGUUUCCAUGGCAGUCCUUUUUCCUUGGAUUAUUAUGCAGCCUUCUUCUUUUAGUAUUUAAUAUAUGGUUAAUGUUUUCUCUUCGAUAUCAUCAUCAAUCAUGGAAACUUUGGCGUAAAGAACAGAGUUAUAUUGUUUUAUCAGAAACCGUUAAAAGAAAAAAGGUGAUAAACGUAAAACGUGAUUCACAAAAUCCAAAUGUAAUUAUCCAGAGUAAUAAACAAGAACAAAGUCAACAGUUUAAACGACUAGAUAUACCUGAGUCAGAUGAAACAAGUAUGAAACCAAACAAAACCAUAGGUGAUUCUGAAUUAGCAAUUAAUACAAUACGGCAACAAUGUUUGAACACUGAAAACGAUUCUGGACCUGUAUGGUGUAUGAAGACAGAAAUUUGUGAUGAAAUAACUAAUACUGGAGAAAAUGAUGGAACGACGAUAUAUAACAAGUUAAGAACAUUAUCAUCUGAGGAAGUAACGAUAAAGGGAGAUACUAAACAUGCUGUGCAGACAGAACCAAUUUCAUUUAAAAGUUCCUUAUCAGUUUUUACAGUACCAAAAGAACCCUGUGCAAAUGAUACAGUAAAUGAUGCAAAAAACUGACAGGAAGUAUAUACACCCCUUUUUUUAAUAUUACCUAACUUACAGAAAUUAUGUUAUAUUCCUUACUUUUUACCAACUAGAUUGAAUAGUAACAACAAACAACAAGAAAGGGUUUACACUGUGUUCAGUCCUACGACAAAGAUUUCUGCUUCAUUUUUAUGACUGACUUAAUUUAUAUUUAUUAUUUGUGAUUAAGCUUUCUGUAUAAAUCUUCUAGAUUAAUAGCUGGGAGGAAAUUAUGUAUUUUUUUAAUCAUAGUAUGACUUCAUUUUCAGUUUUAACGAUUUUGUUCAAUAAUUAAAAAAGGUUAACCACUAAUGGAUGAUUGAUUUUAAUUAUAACUAAAACGACAAUAAGGAAAAUUGAUAAAGAUAAAAGUUAACAUUUAUUGUGUUAUUGAUUGUAUUAUUUUUUAAUAAACAAAAGGCCUAUGUAAUGUAAAUCAAAAUCAAAUGUAACUAGUCUUUCAACCAUAAAAAACGGUUAAUUUUGAUAGCCAAUGUAAAACUAAGUAGAUGUUAUCAUUCGGAGAUUUUGUAAUAUUUUCUUUAAAUAAAAAAAGGACAACAUGUAAAAUUAAAAUAAUAACAAAUUUUACUUUUUUAUCUAAAAAUAAAAUAAGGAAAUUGUUGGAUAGAUGGAAAGUUUUCAUAGAACUUAGUAUAUAAACUAAUCAGAAAGGAUAUUUGCUACCACAGUUCUCAAAUGAUAUAAAAUCAAUUUGGAAUUUUCGGUACUUAAUUCCAUGAAAUUCUGCUCUCUUCUUAUCGAUUAUUUGUUAUCGUUGAGUAUUUGCAGUGUAACAUGUUUAUUGAUCUAGUGUGCUUUCAUACGAGUCCUGCUGAAGUAAUACGUUAAAAUGAAAUACCAUAAUGGAUCAAUGAUACAAAAGAUUUCAUUAUCAUCACUUAUUUUCAAACAUAUAAAGUGAUUUUAUUUUCAUUUUGCAAGCUUUAAAGAGUUAUGAAUUAUGAGAAAAAGAUCUGAUCCAAUAAAAGAUCAGGAUUUCUACAGAUUUGUUAAGUAAGAACUUAUACUUAUAAAAAGAUUUUAAAUUUAUUCCGUUAUACACCAAAUCAUUUAC